CGAUGAACCUGGGGUGGACCGGAAGUGGUUGCAAAUUCAAAUUCGGUUGUAAAGAUUAAGCUUUUUUUUUUUGUCUCCUCAGACGUGGUGGCUAACAGCGACAGAGAGCCAUUUAUAGAGCUUCACGUGGUGAAACGAAGGAUUUUUCCAAGUGGGUUGCACCUGAAGAUCACAGGUCCAUCGGAGAAUGGCACUGAACCAGGAUGAAAUAAUAGAAGGAAUGGAGAUUAAAAUGGAGGUGGAAGAAGUGGCAACCAAUACUGAAGUGCAGGUAGAUGUUGCUGGCAGUGAAGAGUCGGAUAAAGCCUUGUCCAAUAGUAAUCUCGCAACACCUAAAAGGGGGCGGGGUAGGCCACCCAAAUACGGAUCAGUCUCCAAGUCAGAUAAAUCCUUGUCUAAUGGUAACCCCUCAACACCUAAGAGGGGAAGGGGUAGGCCACCCACAUACGGAUCAGUCUCCAAGUCAGAUAAAUCCUUGUCUAAUGGUAACCCCUCAACACCUAAGAGGGGAAGGGGUAGGCCACCCACAUACGGAUCAGUCUCCAAGUCGGAUAAAUCCUUGUCUAAUGGUAACCCCUCAACACCUAACAGGGGAAGGGGUAGGCCACCCACAUAUGGAUCAGUCUCCAAGUCAGAUAAAUCCUUGUCUAAUGGUAACCCCUCAACACCUAAGAGAGGUAGACCUAAAGGAUCAGUGCUUAUGAAAACCAAGAUGCUGAAGGUGAUCGGCCUCGCGGCGGCUUGCCUACCCCGAAAACCAGAUGACCCCUCCCCAAAGAAGCAUGGCCCGCCCAGUAAAGUUGAAUCGACAAGGAAGAGCCUAACACCCAAGGGGGAAGAGGAUAGAAAACUGGAAAGCCAAGCAAGGCGGCCCCCCGGAAGUCCGAGUAUCUAUCCACGCAUUGAUUCUCCAGUCACUGAGCCCAGGGGAAGAGGUCGCCCACGCAAGACUAAGGUUGCCACCAAGUCCCCCAUCUAUGAUGGUCCCCCACGGAAAAGGGGCCGUCCCCCUGGUGCAGCAAACAAAGUUAAGAGGGGGGCAGAGCAGGAUAAGGACAACAGUGAACCUCCAGUCAAACGCUCCUUCCACGCCAAAGAAAAAAGCGAGGAAGCAGGAUUUCCACUAGUGGAAGAAAGUGAUCAGGAAGGUGAAACCGGGAGGGUGGAUCAAGAAAGUGAAGACCCCAAGAAUCCAGUUACCCCCAGUGACCCCAUAACACCUAACAGAGGUAGGCCGAAAGGAUCGGUCUCCAAGUUACUGGGUAGCCCCAUAACACCCAAUAGAGGUAGGCCGAAAGGAUCGGUCUCCAAGUUACUGGGUAGCCCCAUAACACCCAAUAGAGGUAGGCCGAAAGGAUCGGUCUCCAAGUUACUGGGUAGCCCCAUAACACCCAAUAGAGGUAGGCCGAAAGGAUCGGUCUCCAAGUUACUGGGUAGCCCCAUAACACCCAAUAGAGGUAGGCCGAAAGGAUCGGUCUCCAAGUUACUGGGUAGCCCCGUAACACCCAAUAGAGGUAGGCCGAAAGGAUCGGUCUCCAAGUUACUGGGUAGCCCCAUAACACCCAAUAGAGGUAGGCCGAAAGGAUCGGUCUCCAAGUUACUGGGUAGCCCCAUAACACCCAAUAGAGGUAGGCCGAAAGGAUCGGUCUCCAAGUUACUGGGUAGCCCCAUAACACCUAACAGGGGUAGGCCAAAAGGAUCGGUCUCCAAGUUACUGGGUAGCCCCAUAACACCUAAGAGAGGUAGACCUAAAGGAUCAGUGUUUACACAACCCAAGAUACUGAAGGCGACGGGCGAGCCGACGCGAGGCCAACCUCGAGAAGUGGUUGACCUCUCCCUUGAUAAGCAUGGCCGGCCCAGUAUAGUUCAAUUGAAAAGGGGAAGGGGAAGGCCAAAGAAGAUACUAACACCCGAUGAGGAAGAAGAGCUAAAGAAACUGGAAAGCCAACCAAGAAGACCACGCGGAAGGCCACGUAUCUAUCCCUGCGAUGAUCCUCCAGUCACUGAGCCCAGGGGAAGAGGUCGCCCACGGAAAAGGGGCCGUCCCCCUGGUGCAGCAAACAAAGUUAAGAGGGGGGCAGAGCAGAAUAACAACAACAGUGAACCUCCAGUCAAACGCUCCUUCCACGCCAAAGAAAAAAGCGAGGAAGCAGGAUUUCCACCAGUGGAAGAAAGUGAUCAGGAAGAUGAAACCGGGAGGGUGGAUCAAGAAAGUGAAGACCCCAAGAAUCCAGUUACCACCAGUGACCCCAUAACACCUAACAGGGGUAGGCCGAAAGGAUCGGUCUCCAAGUUACUGGGUAGCCCCAUAACACCCAAUAGAGGUAGGCCGAAAGGAUCGGUCUCCAAGUUACUGGGUAGCCCCAUAACACCCAAUAGAGGUAGGCCGAAAGGAUCAGUCUCCAAGUUACUGGGUAGCCCCAUAACACCCAAUAGAGGUAGGCCGAAAGGAUCAGUCUCCAAGUUACUGGGUAGCCCCAUAACACCUAACAGAGGUAGGCCAAAAGGAUCGGUCUCCAAGUUACUGGGUAGCCCCAUAACACCCAAUAGAGGUAGGCCGAAAGGAUCAGUCUCCAAGUUACUGGGUAGCCCCAUAACACCCAAUAGAGGUAGGCCGAAAGGAUCUGUCUCCAAGUUACUGGGUAGCCCCAUAACACCCAAUAGAGGUAGGCCGAAAGGAUCGGUCUCCAAGUUACUGGGUAGCCCCAUAACACCCAAUAGAGGUAGGCCGAAAGGAUCGGUCUCCAAGUUACUGGGUAGCCCCAUAACACCUAACAGAGGUAGGCCGAAAGGAUCAGUAUUUACACAACCCAAGAUACUGAAGGUGAUCGGCCUCGCGGCGGCUUGCCUACCCCAAAAACCAGAUGACCCCUCCCCAAAGAAGCGUGGCCGGCCCAGUAAAGUUGAAUCGACAAGGAAGAGCCUAACACCCAAGGGGGAAGAGGAUAGAAAACUGGAAAGCCAAGCAAGGCGGCCCCCUGGAAGUCCGCGUAUCUAUCCAUGCAUUGAUUCUCCAGUCACUGAGCCCAGGGGAAGAGGUCGCCCACGGAAAAGUGGCCAUCCCCCUGGUGCAGCAAACAAAGUUAAGAGGGGGGAAGAGCAGGAUAAGGACAACAGUGAAACUCCAGUCAAAUGCAACUUUCACUCCAAAGACAAAACAGAGGAAGCAGGAUUUUCACCAGUAGAAGAAAGUGAUCAGGAAGAUGAAACUGGGAGGGUGGAUGAAGAAAGUGAAACGGGGAAGAACAUAGAGAAGUCACCACAAAGCCAGUUACCCCCAGUGACUGUAAUAGCUUUAUCGGUGCCAUAAGCAGGAUAAUGUUUGGCAACAGCUCAGCCAGUGACGGUACACCUUUAUCUAGUUUGUAAAAAUGUGUGUGCCAGUACAGCCUGAUUUUUGAUAGAAAACUACAUGAUCAGAUGAGGGUGGCCUGUUAGGGUGAUCACUGUCAUGAACACACACAGAAAAAAAGAAAAAAACGCAGCUUGUAUAGUGUUGCUCCCAUGUUUCACGAGCUGAAAUAAAAGAUCCCAGACAUUUUAAAUACGCACAAAAAGCGACUCAAAAUUGUGCAAAAUGUGUGUUUACAUUCCUGAUAGUGAGCAUUUCUCCUUUGCUAAGAUAAAUCCAUCCACCAGACAGGUGUGCCAUAUCAAGAAGCUGAUUAAACAGCAUGAUCAUUACACGGCACAACCUUGUGCUGGGGACAUAAACGGCCACUAAAAUGUGCGGUUGUCGUCACAAGUUGAGUGUGCAAUGUUGACUGCAGCAAUGUUCACCAGAGCUAUUGCCCUAAUUUCAUUUUAUCGAUGGAAAUUUGAACGCACAGAGAUAGUGUGACAACAUCCUGAGGCCCAUUGUUGUGCCAUGUAUCUGCUGCCAUCACCUCAUGUUUCGGCAUGAAAAUGCACAGCCCCAAGUCACAAAGAAAUGUACACAAUUCCUGGAAGCUGUAAAUGUACCAGUUAUUCCAUGGCCGGCAUAUUCACCAGACAUGUCACCCAUUGAGCACGUUCGGGAUCCUCUGGAUCAACAGCAUGUUCCAGGUCCCGCCAAUAUCCAGCAACUUCACACAGCCAUUUAAGAGGAGUGGGACAACAUUCCACGGGCCACAAUCAACAGCCUGAUCAACUCUAUACGAAGGAGAUGUCACGCUGCAUGAGGCAAAUACAGACUGGUUAUGAGCCACACCCCCUGCUUGUUUUAAAGGUAUCUGUGACCAAAAGAUGCAUAUCUAUUCCUAGUCAUGUGAAAUCAAUAGAUAAAAAAGGUCUAAUUCAUUUAUUUCAAUUGACUAAUUUCCUUAUAUGAACUGCACUUCAUGUUGAAUUUUUAUUUUUGUUCAGUGUAGAUAUUGCAUUCACCUUUAUGGGGUUAAAAUGGUUGUUAUUUGGACUGUGCAACUUUCAAUUCAACAUCCCUAAAAAUGUAUCCAUUAAGACGUACAGAUACUCACUUCUGUGAGGGUUUUGUUCACUAAUAUUAUCCUUGUAGUUUUCUUAACAUUACUCAGAUCUUUAGGAUUUAGACUUCUGUACUUUGUUGGCUGUCAGUCCUGAUAACUACUUUUUGAUUGUACCUGGGCCCGGUUUCCCAAAAGCAUCUUAAGGCUAAGUUCGUAGUUAGAGCCAUAGGAUCCUAUGGUUCUCAUGAACUUAGCCUUAAAAUGCUUUUGGAAAACUGAGCCCAGAGGAGUAACAUUUCAAACGGGGACAGCUUGUGUGAGAUUUUUCUAGGUUAGUCUCAAUUGAGUCUUCACAUUUUAGUCAACAUUUUCUAUAAUCAUGUUAUCGUCUGUCGGUGACAUUUUAAUGUCUGAGGGUAGUAUGAAUGAGUUGUUUUCAUUUACAUUUAAGUCAUUUAGCAGACUAUUUUUCAGUGACUAAAUUGUGUAAGUUUACUGCAGUAAAAUGUCAGACUUAUUACAUUUGAUGGUUUUUAAAAUCUCAAUAAAAAGCUAAAAAAA
Molecule: messenger RNA, 4967 nt
Organism: Oncorhynchus gorbuscha (pink salmon)
Lineage: Eukaryota; Metazoa; Chordata; Actinopteri; Salmoniformes; Salmonidae
Product: serine/arginine repetitive matrix protein 2-like
Exons: 3
Coding region: 188-3310 (1040 amino acids)
Molecular function (GO): DNA binding
Source: RefSeq, a predicted model, not a curated record